Rotaria sordida is the source of this 210-nucleotide messenger RNA. The record is from the annotation of a GenBank genome assembly. NCBI's taxonomy places the organism in Eukaryota, Metazoa, Rotifera, Eurotatoria, Philodinida, Philodinidae.
AUGCGACAUCCCUAUUUAAAUUCAUUUAUUUUUAAUAUAACUGCAAAUAGUCUUCCAUUUGGUACUCAUCGUAUACGUUCUAUUGAUAUUGAUCAAAUUACUGUUUCAAUUAUAUUACAUUAUAAACUCGAUAGAAAAUUUCAUCAAUUAGAAUUACAAUAUGAGAUUAUACUGCAAUUGAUGAUAAUAAUAAUAAAAAAAGUUAUUUAA